AUGGCACUCGUCGAUGUUGCCCCCCAAGUCUCGGCCGACAUUACCCGACUCAACUCCUAGUCAGUGCACAACUGUGCCGCCCCCUUCGCUGCAGUCUGGUGUGACCUGCCUGCCUCGUAGCUUGACUGACACGCCGCUCACGCCGUCCCCCCCCCCCCCCCAUCAUCGGCUCGCUUGGUCGAAUCCUGCCCGUGCCUUGCGCUGCGGGAAUCACCGUCAGUGUCGGGUUCGAUUCCAUCACUCGCCAGAUUGAACACAAGUUGCUCAAGGUCAGUCGGGACCGACCUCGUUAGAACUGGAUUGGAUUGGGGGAGGCGCGCAUGGGAGCUGACGACUUGUGACGUGUGUCUCACAGCGCGGCUUUCAAUUCAACGUCAUUGCCGUUGGUGCGUGGACCAGGCACUUCACCUCUUUGAGUUGAACGUGCACAUGAGCAGGCAUAGGGAUCCUACGGGAAGGGGUGUAGAGGCUCAGAGGGGUUGCAGUAGGCGCAUCACACCUCCGUCGCUCGCCCCCCGCUCGGACCUCCUCCCUUAUUCUCCCUUACGCUCCCGUGCUCUGGGGCACGUGCGGCAUGCCACAUGGACUCGAUAGGAUUGGGGAUAAUACAGGAUGCUCGAUGUAACACUGCUUACCCCGACUCAUUCCUCACCUCUCCUCUCGCCCGACUUCGAUCCGCCUGCCCAUCACAUCACCUACCUCCCUGUGUAUCUGCAGGCCAAACCGGACUCGGCAAGUCGACCCUGAUCAACACCAUCUUUGCAUCCCACCUGAUCGACACCAAGGGGCGCUUCGAGCCGGACGAACCCGUGCGACAGACGACCGAGAUCCAGGCCGUGUCCCAUAGUGAGCUGAGCCUGGUGGAGAGUGCGCGAGUGAUGUAGCAGAGAGGCUGAUGUUAUGCGAACCGGUGACUUGUACAGUCGUUCAGGAGAACAAUGUCAAGUUGCGUUUGAACAUCGUCGAUACGCCUGGCUAUGGGGAUUUGAUCAACAACGAGGGAUGGUGCGUGUAUGCGCACGACGCUAGGUCACAAGCGAAUUCUGACGCCUUUCCGUUGGACAUGGCCGCACAGCUGGGACCCGAUCAUCAAGUACAUCAAGGACCAGCACUCGGCGUACCUGCGCAAGGAGCUGACCGCGAUGCGCGACAAGUACAUCGUCGACACCCGCAUCCACUGUUGCCUCUACUUCAUCGCACCGACGGGCCAUGCGCUCAAGGCGAUCGACAUCACCGUGAUGAAAAAGUUGUCCGAGGUUGUCAACGUCGUCCCCGUCAUUGCCAAGAGUGACUCGUUGACGCUCGAGGAAAGGGAACUGUUCAAGCAGAGGGUCAGUUUUGGACCGGGCAGGGCGAAUGAUCUUUCAGCCAAAGAUGAUUACUCACCUCCAAACUCCUUCCAUACCUGACCAGAUUCGCGCCGAGUUGGCCCACCACAACAUCCGUGCCUACCCCUUCGACAAUGAUGAUGAUGACCACGAGGAGAGGAAGCUCAACGAGGCGAUUCGGGUGCGUUGCCAACAAAUGUGAUGAUGACUCGAGAGAUGUCGAUCCAUUAUUGAUGUUGGAGUAACUGCACAGAACAUGAUCCCCUUCGCCGUCGUCGGUUCGGAACGCAACGUCAUCAUCGACGGCAAACCCGUACGAGGGCGCAAGAACCGAUGGGGCGUGAUCAACGUCGAGAACGAGCAACACUGCGAAUUCAACUACCUGCGCAACUUUUUGACCCGUACGCAUCUGCAGGACCUGAUUGAGACGACGGCGCAGAUCCAUUACGAGGCGUUCAGGUCCAAGCAGUUGUUGGCGCUCAAGGAGUCGUCCGCGAGCAAGGCGCAGCAGAGUCAGACGAACGGCGCAUAG
This is a messenger RNA of Microbotryum saponariae, 1860 nucleotides long. The record is from the annotation of a GenBank genome assembly. Lineage: Eukaryota; Fungi; Basidiomycota; Microbotryomycetes; Microbotryales; Microbotryaceae.